Molecule: messenger RNA, 696 nt
Organism: Sciurus carolinensis (gray squirrel)
Lineage: Eukaryota; Metazoa; Chordata; Mammalia; Rodentia; Sciuridae
Product: myosin heavy chain IB-like
Exons: 2
Coding region: 1-696 (231 amino acids)
Source: RefSeq, a predicted model, not a curated record
AUGUCAGUCAUUGGCGAUGUACUGAAAGGCCGUGUCAAGAAGCAGCUACCAGGGAUGGUGAUCGGAAGCAAGUCAAGAGAGGAGAAGGGGAAGGACCGGGGCGGGCAGGAAGGGGACGCCGAGGCGCCGCGGCCCGGCGGCGUGGCAGGUGCGGCCCGCGGACGGCAGGGUCCUGCCAGCUGGGCCCGCGGAGGGCACGGCGCGGUGGCGGGCGACCGGGGGCUGGGGCUCCGGGCCUCGCCAGCGGCGGGGAGGGGCGGACGCGGUCCUGCGGGCCGCGCCGAGGGUGUGACGCGGGAGGGCGGGCUGCCGGCGGGUCGCUCCGCGCCGGGCCUGAGCGCGCGCGGCCGCACUCACCUGCCCCGCGGGCCCGGGGUGGCGGCGGCUCCUCGGAGGCCCGGGCGGGGCGCGGGCGGAGGCGAAGCCCGGGCGGCCUGGGGCGGGCCGCACGCACAUGAGCCCGGCCCGGAGCGCGGCGCCUUCGGACACGGGCGCGGCCGCCGCGGCUCAGGACCGCCUCCGGGCCGCGGGCGCCGCUGCGGUCGCUCCAAGAUGGCGGCGGCGAGCGCGCUCCGGGGCGGGGCCUCGCUCGGGCGCGCGCGCUACUGGGGCGGGGCCGCGCCGGGGGGCGGGGCCCGGGGCGGAGACGUCGGGCGUGGUUUCUACGAACGGGGCGUGGUUCCUGGCGGCGGAUGA